Serpula lacrymans var. lacrymans S7.9 is the source of this 774-nucleotide messenger RNA. RefSeq lists its product as uncharacterized. The transcript is spliced from 5 exons. The record is from RefSeq and is a predicted model, not a curated record. NCBI's taxonomy places the organism in Eukaryota, Fungi, Basidiomycota, Agaricomycetes, Boletales, Serpulaceae. Bases 1 to 774 code for a protein of 257 amino acids.
AUGUCAGAGUACGUUAUACUUUCUCUAGCAUUAAACUCUGUACCCGACAGUCUUUCAACGGUAUUUACAGUACAGAAGUUGCCCAUCUCCCCACAAAGCCCAGCAAACAAACUUUUCAAGGCUGGCAUUCAAUUGGCAGUAAAUUUACUGCAAUCGCCGGAGGCGGGACUUGGUCUCAGGGUAUCCAUCUCCAGAAUGGAAGACACCCUGCCAUGGGACUUGGCCAACUUUCUACGAUCUCCCAUUCCCGGAACCAUGGAGGGUAAUCUGAUAAUGGAUCAUAUCAUACCCACUAUCAGUCGCAUGUGCCAUCUGUUUCCAAUCAGUAUGGCCUCAAUGUUCUCCCCAUUAACAUUUUCAGAACAGCAAGUUGCUCAGGAGUUUGAUUGCACUGACAUUGCAUCCUCCAACAGAUUUUUUGACUCGGUGAUUUUUAACCUUAACCCGCUUAUCCUGCUCCAUCAGCUUGGCUAUGAGCUCCUUGCGCCAAUGUCAUCUUUCUUCCCUAGACCUUACAGCCCUCCUCUAUCAGAUUCACAAGACUAUCUGGAAUCCCCAGAAGAUGAUGGUGAAGAUGAACAUCUAACUGUUCAGCAAAAAGACGUGGAAAAGGAGAAAAUAGUCAUACACACCACCUAUGACCAAUUACUGUCUCAAAAUAAGCAAUUCCGAGCAGAGCAUAAUUGUCAAGCCAACAAUGUCUGGAUGGAGUGUGAACGAGAGCAUGUUGAGAAGGGCAACAGAAUUAAUGAUGUAGAUGAUUUGCAAUCAUAG